CCCCUCCGUGCGCCGCAUGCUGUUUGUUUUGGCUAGCGCUUUUAUCAGCGUGGCCCUUUUAUUUCGCUUUCCGUCGCGGUCGGCGUCGCAGGGGAAUAUCUGCGGAAUGAAGCCGAAGAAGCGACAGGUUUCCCUGUGCCUGCUGCUGCUGCUCUGCCUCGGCGGGACCACCACCACGGAGGCUAUCGAGCCCAUUAGCACCACCAUCGCCGUGGGCAUGGCCGCGGCUCUCACCGGCUUUUUAGCCACUUAUCAGAACAUCUUCUACACUUUCCACGAGUGCUGCCGAACCGAGUGGAUAGCUUUCAACAAAACAGGUCUCCGGGCCGACCUGGACAGUAAACUGUUCGGGCAGCACAUCGCGUCCCGCAUCAUCUUCAAAGCCCUGAAUGGAUUCUUGAACAACGAGAACCCAAAGAAGCCCCUGGUGCUCUCUCUGCACGGGUGGACCGGCACCGGGAAGAACUUUGUCAGCAAGAUGAUCGCCGAAAACAUCUACAGGGAGGGAAUGGACAGCAAAUUUGUGCACGUUUUCACAUCUACGCUUCACUUCCCACAUCUAAGUCACAACAUCACCUACAAGGCUCAGCUGCAGCAGUGGAUCAAAGGCAACGUGUCCAACUGUGAACGCUCCUUGUUCAUCUUUGACGAGAUGGACAAGAUGCAGCCCGGCCUGAUAGACAGCAUCAAGCCUUAUCUGGACUACUAUGACAAGCUGGACGGAGUGUCUUACAGGAAAUCCAUUUUCAUCUUUCUCAGCAACGCCGGAGGGGAGAGCAUCACUGAGACGGCUCUGGAUUUCUGGAAAGCAGGACGAGGCCGCGAAGAGAUCGAGCUCAAAGAUGUAGAGACGGCGCUGUCUCUGUCCGUCUUCAACAACAACAAAAGCGGCUUUUUCCACACCAGCUUGAUCGACAAGAACCUGGUGGACUUCUUCGUGCCGUUCCUGCCUCUGGAGUACCAGCACGUGGUGCAGUGCGUGAUGGCCGGGAUGAGGGACCGGGACAUGGACCCGGACGCCGACGUGGCAGACCAGGUGGCCCGGGACCUGGUCUACUUCCCCAAGUCGGAGCGGGUGUUCUCCGUCAAAGGCUGCAAGACGAUAGACAGCAAGUUGGACUACUACACAUAAAGUCCGCCUGUGGCGACUGUCAGUCACUCUGAGCACUUUUUUAAUAAAGACAAACACUCUCAGGCCAAAUGACUGAAGAGAGCAGGUGGGUCCGAGUGGCGAGGUUUCUCUGUGUGGCCUCCAGCCGUGGGAAUGGUGUCGGGAAGCCUUCUCACUUCCACCCAGCGAAGGAGAGAUUUAAAAAAAAAAAAAAAAAAAACUUAAUUGGAUUACAGUGUGAC
Molecule: messenger RNA, 1353 nt
Organism: Salarias fasciatus (jewelled blenny)
Lineage: Eukaryota; Metazoa; Chordata; Actinopteri; Blenniiformes; Blenniidae
Gene: tor1
Product: torsin family 1
Exons: 5
Coding region: 17-1132 (371 amino acids)
Biological process (GO): protein localization to nucleus; nuclear membrane organization
Cellular component (GO): endoplasmic reticulum; nuclear envelope; endoplasmic reticulum lumen
Molecular function (GO): ATP binding; kinesin binding; ATP hydrolysis activity
Source: RefSeq, a predicted model, not a curated record